Molecule: messenger RNA, 1536 nt
Organism: Zerene cesonia (dogface butterfly)
Lineage: Eukaryota; Metazoa; Arthropoda; Insecta; Lepidoptera; Pieridae
Gene: nAChRa9
Product: acetylcholine receptor subunit alpha-like
Exons: 1
Coding region: 217-1488 (423 amino acids)
Biological process (GO): monoatomic ion transmembrane transport; chemical synaptic transmission; regulation of membrane potential
Cellular component (GO): synapse; membrane; neuron projection
Molecular function (GO): extracellular ligand-gated monoatomic ion channel activity; transmembrane signaling receptor activity; neurotransmitter receptor activity
Source: RefSeq, a predicted model, not a curated record
AAUACUAGAAAAAUUAUAUUUACAUUACUUUUUUUAAACGUGUAUUUUAUACACAAUAUAGAUAUUUAUGAAACUGUAACUACAUGUCAUUCAUUGAACUUAUUUUAUCAAAAAACUAUUAAAUAUCGAAUUAUCUAAGGGGGCGGUUAUUGUAUCAAAUAUCUAAUGAUACAUAUUGAAACGUGUGUCAAUCUCAUAUUCAAUUAGUUAGAGACAAUGGCAACAUACAGUGCAUGGCUGGUCAUAUUGUUGGUGUCCUAUCCGCCUCGCUUAAUUGUAGCCGAAUGUGACCCCAAUCGUACUCCGGAGCUUCAUGAUGAGGCUAAAUUACAUCAAGACGUACUAUGUGCCUAUAACAGCAACUACCGUCCAGUGAAAGAUCACAAAAGUACUGUAACCGUAAAGAUUCGUUUUGCAUUGAAAUACAUCAGUUUUGACUCUUUAGAAGAAACGUUCAAUCUCCACAGUUGGGUGGCUAUGUCUUGGAAAGACGAAUUUUUGACUUGGACACCCUCAGACUAUGGUGGUAUAAAGGAGAUACAGGUGGAAAGUCAUGAAAUCUGGACGCCCCGCAUGGCACUCUUCAACGCUGAUGCUUCAUUAUAUCCAUCGGAUUCAAUUUAUACUACAUGCUUAUUGGAUAGCGACGGUACAGUCACAUGCGUGCCGCACAUGGUGCACUCGGGAAUAUGCCGCACCUCUCUCCGCAGGUGGCCCUACGAUGUACAAAACUGCAGCUUCUACUUCGGCUCUUGGAUGCACACCGGGCAACAAGUGAACUUUACAUUUUACAACACGCGACCUAUAGUACUGGAUGAUUAUCAAAACGGCCCCGGUUGGAAGCUUCUGAACGUUACUAAUGAAUUUUUGCCAGGCGCCUACACGUGCUGCCCUAAUAGUUCUUAUCCAAUGCUGAAAUACACAUUUAUGAUGAAGAGAGAAGCUGGUGGACCUGCAGCAAUUGUUGUUAUUCCAUCUAUGGUAAUUGUUCUUCUCACCCUUAUUUCUCAGUUCUUAGAUAUUAAGGAUUACACGCGUCUAUUUCUCAUAUGUUUUAGUCUUUUUGGACAUUUCAUGUUUCUUACAGAAAUAGGAUAUGAUAUUCCAAAGCACAGUUCGGACACGCCGAUUAUUUUAUUAUUUGUUCGCGAUUCUAUGUUAGUUACUUUAACGUCAAUUUUUGUAACGUUACUAUUAAUGUCCUUAAGAAAACGUGUCGUGCCAGCUCCUACAUGGGUCGUAUCGUUGAAUCGGGUGGUCAAUAGUGGCCCCGGAAAGUAUGUGGUUUUUACAGAAUUUGAUCCAAGUGAAUCUAACGAUAUUAAAGUCCUGACUGGAGAAAGCGUAAGUGAUGCAAAUAUUGAUGAAAAAGCUCGCAUUAGUGCUGACUGGCUACAAUUUGCUAACGUUCUAAAUAGUUUUGUUUUCAUUGUGACUUUUAUCGUCUACUUUAUAUUAGUUUGUGUCUACAUUCCAAAAGAUGAUUGAAAGGUAUUACGUUUUAUAAAUACCGUAUCAAAAGUAUGUCGAAAUAUA